Molecule: messenger RNA, 1737 nt
Organism: Coffea arabica (coffee)
Lineage: Eukaryota; Viridiplantae; Streptophyta; Magnoliopsida; Gentianales; Rubiaceae
Source: RefSeq, a predicted model, not a curated record
AUGGCGGAAGGUACGCGGAUGAAGUCCAUGGAAGAGCAACUUCGCAAGCAAGAGCUCCUGAUACAAGGAAUUUUGGAUUCCAUGGCCACUGACAAAAGGAGUCUUGAAGACAAGAUCGAUGCGGUUAGCUCAGAGCUGAGUGGUAAGCUGGAUGCAUUCAUGGCGGCGCUCACUGUUCAGCUCACUAAUAGAGAUAAAGGACUCCUACGAACACCAGAAGUGGGUGGGAAUAGGAGUACUGAUAAUGGUGCCCAAGGGCAGCAGGAAAGGGGCUACCAAGCUGGAUUCUCUACAGGUAAUAUUAAGCUUGAAUUACCUGUCUUCAAAGGAGAACAACCGAGAGAGUGGAUCAGGAAGACACAAAAGUACUUCCAGUUGCAUCGCAUCCCCAAGGAGCAAUGGCUUGGGUUGGCCGAAUUCUACUUGGAGGAUAAGGCAGACGUGUGGUACCAAAGCUUCAAGGCAGGGAAAGACAACAUCGAAUGGGAAAGUUUCUCUGAGGAAUUACACCGAAGGUUUGGUCGGCUGGGACAAAUGGACCCUGUGGAGGAAUUCAACAAAUUGCAGUUGUCUACCACGGUUCUAGCCUACCAGGAGAAGUUCGAGGAUUUACGAUCCGAGGUAAUGAUCAGAGUUCCUCAUUUAUCCGAAUCUUAUUUUGUUUCUAGUUUUUUGAGUGGGUUGCCGGAAGAGUUGCGGUCAUUGGUCAGAACUCACAAACCAGAGACCCUUACUCAAGGUUUUGAGCUAGCAAGGCUGCAGGAAAAUGCCUUAGAAUCGAUUCUGAAGAGACAGAGAUCCAUACAUAAGACUUCCAGUAUAGCAACUUCCUACCCAACCACUACCAGCUCUCCCAGCAAAUCUGUCAUUGAGACAGCAAGUAAAAGGCCUAACGUACAAAGUUUCAAGAAAAUUUCCCCCGCAGAAAUACAGUAUAGGAGGGACUACCACUUGUGUUUCAAAUGUGGCGAGAAGUAUGGGUCGGGACAUCAGUGCAAACAGAAGGAAAUGCACCUCUUGUUGGCAAUGGAAGAAGAAGAUGUGGUGGCGGCGAGCCCAGGGGAUGAGGAGAUUAUUGAAUACCACGGGCACCAAGGGAAGAGGGAUGUAGAGUUUGCUAUUCAUGCAUUAACUGGAAAGAUGCUACACAACACUAUCAAAUUGAAGGGGCAGUACCAGGGGACGGAGAUGUCCAUUUCAGUGGAUGGAGGCAGCACACACAGCUUUGUGACCAAUGCUGUGGCUCAAAUCUGCCCAGCUUCAGUCCAACAGAUUAAGCCUUUCAGGGUGUGGGUGGCUAAUGGUCAAUACUUGUGGUGUCGGAAGAUGAUUCCCAAGAUGACAUGGGAGAUGCAGGGAAGAACCUUCAGCCAUAACAUGUUCGUCCUCAACCUGGAGCCUUAUGACAUGAUCGUGGGAGUGGACUGGAUGGCAGCCCAUAGCCCCAUCACUUUCGAUUUCAAGAACCUGAGCAUGGUCUUUGAUAAGGAUGGAGAUCAGGUGCUACUGCAGGGGGACACUAACGAGGCAACACUCAACUUACGAGUAGAUCCUAUUGAAGGGGAAGAAUGGAGUACCAAGCUAUGGAAGAGGUCGUGUGGCAUCAGGCUGUCAGAAGCUCAGGUAAAUGACUCUUUUCACCACUCUUUAGAUGCUUUACUUAAGGACUACAAAGAUGUUUUUGGAGAGCCAAACAACCUCACCCCUCAAGAACCUGUGACCAUCAAAUACCCCUAA